AUGUCUUCUCCACGAAAGCAGCAACCAGAUGAGGUCGCGGACAAGGUGCUGAAAAGAGCAGAAGUUAGCAAGAUCGCUAGAAGGUUGCAAAAUCGGCUUGCUCUUGCGCAAUUCAAGACGAAGCAUGGCUGGGAGGACCUCACACUCGACACGAUCGAACCGAAAUAUGAGGAAGAGCUGCGCCGGAAGCGCAUGUGCGAAAGCGACGUGCUGUCCGACUCUUCCUCCAGUGCUUCCGAUCUGCCAUAUCCCACGAGGACCCUCAUGAGCUCCCCUUUGAAGGCUCCUCUUUUUUCCGACGCCAUAGGUUCGAGCAACGGAAGCACCGGCCAUCGCAAGCGAACGUACAAGGCUUCUUUCGAUUAUCCCUCGUCCAGUCCCAGCAAACGCUAUCGCUCCUCGCCUACGCCGCAAAAGCCCGUACACGCUCACCUGUCGUGGAAGGAAAGCCACCAGCUUGCACAGUCAUCUCCUAUCAAGCCUAGGCGGCAACAACAUUUCACAACAUCUACUGGCCCUGAUGUUUCUUUCUUCCAAGGAGCUCGAAGGAUGGCUGACGAACUCGUCUCACCCAACUUCGCGGCCAACUCGGACGAUGAGGAUGAUCUCUUGCCGACACAGUCGUUCAGAACCAACUUGCGCUCAUCACCGCCUACGACGCCGCCAAUGCGCAAUCGUCCGAUCCCCAAUCGCCGCAUUAAAGACAGGCCUGCUGGCUCGGGCCCGGCGAAAUCGGGCGAGGAGGGUGCCGACCUCCUUUUGUAUCUCGCUGCUUCACCAUCGCCAGCGGUUCCUUCCACAAAGACUAGAAUGGAGCCCCCAUCUACACCACCCUCUAAGGUUGGCCGCGACAUGACACUCCCAUCGUCACAUAUGACCACUCCUGGCGGAGGCAACCUAUUCCCUAACACCCCAGGGCAAGGCUUUGACUUUGCUGAGUUCGUCAACAUCACCCCCAGUCCCGCGCAAAAGGCAUGGAAGACGCCUGUUGCCCUGUCAUCAGCAAGGACCCCCGUCAGCCUUACAAGGAGGCGGCUCACAUUUGACGAGCCCCUUGCGUAA
Molecule: messenger RNA, 1062 nt
Organism: Colletotrichum chrysophilum
Lineage: Eukaryota; Fungi; Ascomycota; Sordariomycetes; Glomerellales; Glomerellaceae
Exons: 2
Coding region: 1-1062 (353 amino acids)
Source: RefSeq, a predicted model, not a curated record